CGACCUAACAGCAGAUUGACGCUUGUGUUAUGUUAUCAUCACUUGUUUUACUCAUUUUAACAAAACCUCGAUUCUUUCAAUCUUAACGUGCAUAUCUUUAGUCGAGAUGCCGGUAUACGUCAGGAAGAAUUUGUUGUCCAUAACACCACCAUCGUUAAGUGAACUGUUGAGCGAUGAUGACGAUUUUCUGACGGACCCAGAACAGUUACACGAUCAACUCCCUCAACCAUUUCGGCUUGUUGACAAAAUUCUCAGUCGACUUACUGAUGAUGUUUGGGAAAUACUCAGUGAUAGGGAAGCCGCACGAGUUGCAGAAAAAUCCCGCAUUCGGCCACCACAAUAUGAAUGUGCAGUGCAAAUGCAGGAUUUUGGUAAAGCAACUUGCCUAGCUGACAGCAUAGAUGGUCGCUACAUAUUUAUUGGCCUACCUAAUGGCCUAGCCGUUAUAGAUGCAGCAAGUCAGAGUAAAGUAGCACACUGGCAAGAUGACAAUGUUGAAAUAACCAGUAUGAAUGUUUGCUUAAUGUCUGUCCAGAUGUAUCUAAUAGCAACUAUAGACGAUAUGGGCGCAUGUAGAUUAUUCUGUUGUGCUUAUGAAGGCUUACAUCUAUUGAAGGUGUUGACAGAAACAGAAAGUGCAACUAAAGCACUAGCAUCAAAUUGUCAGUUAUCCAGUGAUGGAGACUACAUAGCCAUAACUCUUGAAAAUGGGUCAGACUGUUGGGUUGAGAUUUUUAGACUACCACGUGAUAACUGGAUAAGGGAGUUUGAAGCAGCACAUGCUACGUUAUUAAAACAACAACAUCCACCAAAACCACCAUCACCAGUUGAAAAAGAGAAGGAAACUGAAACUGACAUGGACACAAGUCACCCCUCUGAUGGAGCUUCAAAUUUAGAUGCUGCUGCUGGCAACCAGAGUCAGCCUCAAUCACCAAGAAAUACUUCACCAGUGCCUGCAGUGACAUCAACCACAACACAGAGUAUAUCAACACAACAAAUCAAUGUAGCUAACCUAUCAAAGCCAACACUUAUACUCAGAAUUAAGCCUCCUGCACCAUUAGUCGGGAACCCAGCGACUUCUGCACACAGUGCUUUCAAGACUAUUGAUGAUGGUUCUGUGAUUGGCUCAGGAAGUAAUCAUGCCAUCCUGACUCAGCAUUUAGAAUUACGAAAAGCUACUUUUAAUUUACACCAUGAAAAAGAUCUGCAAUACUGCAAAGAAGAUGAAACAGAUGGCUUACCAAGGCAACAUCCGAAUGUUGUGUUUUUGAAUGCUGGUCGAUUGUUACCUGCUGGUUUGGAGUCUGCAGCAACUGCUGGCAGACCAAACAGUGUAGCUGCUUACUGGAGUGGUUCAUCUAAUAUAUAUCACUAUAAUCUACUCAAAACAGCUAAAGAUAUUGAGCAUAAACCUGACAUGCUAUGGCCUAAUGCAAGUGUUCCUAUAACAUGUCAGACUAUCAGCUCUGAAAGCAGUGUGAAUCAUCUACAAUUUGUGAACCCAAGUAUCCUACCACAGUCACUUGAUGACUAUCCACCAUAUCCAACACCAAGAGCCUCAGCAGUCUUAGUGGGUUGUAUGGAUGGUACUUUGAGAGUCGUACCGUGUGGUAGAGGAUCCGAUGAUCUCAGUAUCAUCACAUUGUCUGCAAAAAGAGCAGUAAAGGAAGAGUUGUUUACUCUGAUAGAAUCAUUACCAGCUAUUCCACAAAUUGUGGUGACUGUGCAGCAAAAUGGGGAUGUCAUUUUGUAUGACAUUACAAAAGGUCAAUCACUGUGUCAAGUGACUUUACCAGUCACUCACAAGGUUACAUCACCCUGGGCCCCGGUAAUUGGUAUAGGAGCUGAUGGACAAAUGUUAUAUGUAAAAGGAACUCAGUUAGAUCCCAAUGAAGACUAUGUACCCAACAGUGGUAUGACAUCAUUAUUUGUGUUCCAGCUGCGUUCCUUCCCUUCCUUGGACAAGUGCUGGAAAAGAUUAUGCGAGCCGCAGCCUCAUGUUGUACAUGUCACAGUUGAUAAACGUGUGGAAGAUCUCCUCACUGAGAGAUUGUCGCAACAAAGCCUCAGACAGGUGAGAAUGCAGGAACGUUGGUACAAACUGAGAUCAGAAGUUGAUAAUAUCCAGAAAUAUCGCAAUGCCAAGGUUGUAACUGGUGAUAAACGAACAGUUUAAAUCAUAAAAAAAUACUUCUUAACCAACCAUGCAACUUGUAAGUCAGAAUUUGUACGGGGAAUCACAAGACAUUUAUCCAGAUUGAUGGAGUUCUCUGUCACAAGACAAUUACACAAAUUUAAAGUUCUUCAAAAGCUGCGAUCUGUAGUGAGGAUCGUCUGUACAUACAUGAACAUGUUUUUCUAUUGUAGAUAUUUUGUGUAAAUGAUUGCAAUAAAUAUAUACGAAAGUCUUUUCAUAAAAGUGACU
Messenger RNA from Saccoglossus kowalevskii, 2425 nucleotides. Its product is annotated as WD repeat-containing protein 93-like. Lineage: Eukaryota; Metazoa; Hemichordata; Enteropneusta; Harrimaniidae. Gene Ontology annotation, molecular function: protein binding. The record is from RefSeq and is a predicted model, not a curated record. Gene Ontology annotation, cellular component: respiratory chain complex I. Gene Ontology annotation, biological process: electron transport chain.